AUGCCGAGCGUGGACGUAGCCGUGGACACGGUCCUGUUCGAUAUGGACGGGACCCUCAUUGAUUCUACGCCUGCUGUGAAUUCGGUGUGGGCCGCAUUUGCGAAGCAGUACAACCUGGACCUGGAGGACGUGCUUCACAACGCCCACGGCCAUCGCACCGUGGAAAACAUUGCGCGCUACAUCCCCAGCCUGAGCCCCGAGGAGCUCAACAAGGAAGUCAUCCGCUUCGAGAGCAGCAUCCUCGACAUUGCCGAGGAGAAGCUCAAGCACAAGCAGGAGACGGGCGAUGUCGAAGGCACGAUCGUCGCGAUGCCCGGCGCCCAGCAGCUCCUGAGCGAAGUACGUGCCCUGGGCUCACAACAGAUCAACACGGGCCGCGAUGCCAACCCCCAGCACCGUGCCGGUUGGGCAAUCGUGACGAGUGCUACGAGUGCCUAUGCGCAGCGUGCCUUUGCUAUGUCGGGCGUGUCUGACGCGCCGGAAGUGUUUGUCACCUCGGACGCGGUGAGCAAAGGCAAGCCUGACCCCGAGCCCUACCGCCGCGGUGCGGAGCUGAGCAAGGUGUUGGACAUGGCGAAGUGCAUUGUCGUCGAGGACGCCCCCCCCGGCGUUCUGAGCGGCAAGCGUGCUGGCGCGCGUGUCCUCGGUCUCAAGACCACGCACGACGGCCAGCGCAUGUGGGACAAUGGCGCGGAUUGGGUCGUCGACGAUCUCAGCAAGGUGCACGCACGCUGGGACGGCGAUCAGCUUGUGCUGACCAUUGACUCUGAGUCCAAGCCGUAG
This is a messenger RNA of Malassezia japonica, 783 nucleotides long. RefSeq lists its product as uncharacterized. The coding region runs from base 1 to 783 and encodes 260 amino acids. The record is from RefSeq and is a predicted model, not a curated record. Lineage: Eukaryota; Fungi; Basidiomycota; Malasseziomycetes; Malasseziales; Malasseziaceae. The transcript is spliced from 4 exons. Gene Ontology annotation, molecular function: beta-phosphoglucomutase activity; sugar-phosphatase activity.